This is a messenger RNA of Indicator indicator, 3240 nucleotides long. It is a transcript of the gene SLC4A8, whose product is annotated as solute carrier family 4 member 8. The record is from RefSeq and is a predicted model, not a curated record. Gene Ontology annotation, molecular function: sodium:bicarbonate symporter activity; solute:inorganic anion antiporter activity; monoatomic anion transmembrane transporter activity. Lineage: Eukaryota; Metazoa; Chordata; Aves; Piciformes; Indicatoridae. Gene Ontology annotation, cellular component: plasma membrane. The coding region runs from base 1 to 3240 and encodes 1079 amino acids. Gene Ontology annotation, biological process: transmembrane transport; monoatomic anion transport; regulation of intracellular pH. The transcript is spliced from 24 exons.
AUGCCUGCCGGCAGCAACGAGCCCGAUGGGAUCCUCAGCUACCAGAGACAGGAUGAAGAGGCUGUCGUCGACCAGGGGAGGACAAGCAACGUGGUCAACAUUCACUAUGAGAAGGAGGAGCUGGAAGGGCACCGGACCCUGUAUGUGGGGGUGAGGAUGCCCCUGGUGAGGCAGAGCCACCGGCACCACCGCGCCCACCGCCAGAAGCACCGGGAGAGGGCACGGGAGAAGGACCCAGCCCCGACGGAGCAGGGCUGCCAGUACACCCCAUCCCAGCGGGUGCAGUUCAUCCUGGGCACUGAGGAGGACGAGCAGCACGUCCCCCAUGACUUGUUCACAGAGCUGGAUGAAAUCUGUGUGAAGGAGGGGGAAGGUGCUGAGUGGAAGGAGACAGCCAGGUGGCUGAAGUUUGAGGAGGAUGUGGAGGAAGGCGGCGAGCGCUGGAGCAAGCCCUACGUGGCCACCCUGUCCCUGCACAGCCUCUUCGAGCUGAGGAGCUGCAUCCUCAAGGGCACAGUGCUGCUGGACGUCUGUGCCGGCAGCAUCGAGGAGAUUGCAGACAUGAUCCUGGCCCAGCAGGAGCAGUCCCUGGAGUUUGAUGAGUGCAUGAGGGCUAAAGUCCGAGAAGUGCUUCUGAAGAACCAUCACCACCAGAAUGAGAAGAGGAGGAACAACCUUCUGCCCAUCGUCCGCUCCUUUGCCGACGUCAGCAAGAAGCAGUCAGACCUGCACCUCCUGGACAAGCCAGCCCAAAUGCUCACUCCUCAUCCUUCCCCCACCACUGCAGAAGCUAAGAAUGGAGUCAUCCACGACCCCACCACCAUGGAUCUAAGCAAGGCGGAGCUGCACUUCAUGAAGAAAAUUCCCAGCGGGGCAGAAGCCUCCAACGUGCUGGUGGGAGAGUUGGACUUCCUGCCCCAGCCCGUCGUGGCCUUCAUCCGCCUGACCCCUGCUGUCCUCCUCUCAGGCAUGACGGAAGUUCCCAUCCCAACAAGGUUCCUGUUUGUUUUGCUGGGACCAGAGGGAAAAGCUCAUCAGUACCAUGAGAUUGGCAGGUCCAUGGCUACUAUCAUGACGGAUGAGAUUUUCCAUGAUGUUGCCUACAAAGCCAAGAACAGAGCUGACCUGGUGGCUGGCAUUGAUGAGUUCCUGGACCAGGUCACAGUCUUGCCCCCAGGAGAGUGGGACCCAUCCAUCCGGAUUGAGCCCCCCAAAAAUGUCCCCUCCCAGGAGAAGAGGAAGAUGCCAGGAGCCCUGGAGGACAGCUCCACACACAGCAAGGCAGAGAAGCACAGCGGACCCGAGCUGGAGCGCACAGGAAGGCUCUUUGGAGGUUUCAUCCGGGACGUGAAGCGCAAAGCUCCUUGGUUCUGGAGUGACUUCCGGGACGGUGCCAGCCUGCAGUGCCUGGCAUCCUUCCUCUUCCUCUACUGUGCCUGCAUGUCCCCUGUCAUCACCUUCGGGGGGCUGCUGGGGGAGGCAACCCAUGGCCACAUAAGUGCCAUGGAGUCCCUGCUGGGUGCAUCCAUGACUGGUGUGGUCUAUUCUCUCUUUGCUGGCCAACCUCUCACCAUCCUGGGCAGCACAGGACCCGUUCUGGUGUUUGAAAAGAUCCUCUACAAAUUCUGCAAGGACUACAGCCUCUCCUACCUGUCCCUGCGGGCAUGCAUCGGGCUCUGGACUGCCUUCUUCUGCGUGGUGCUGGUGGCCACAGAUGCCAGCUGCCUGGUGUGCUACAUCACUCGCUUCACCGAGGAGGCCUUCGCCUCCCUCAUCUGCAUCAUCUUCAUCUAUGAGGCCCUGGAGAAGCUGAGCCACCUGCGGGAGACCUACCCUGUGCACAUGCACAGCAAACUCGACCUCCUCACCAUCUACUACUGCAGGUGUGAGGCUCCAGCCCAUCCCAGCAAUGAGACACAGCAGUUCUGGGCCAGCAGCAGCAUCAAUGUGUCCAGCAUCACCUGGGAUAACCUCACGGUGACUGAAUGUCGCUACCUGCAUGGAGAGUUUCAAGGCCCUGCCUGUGGCCGUGAUGGCCCUUACACACCUAAUGUCCUCUUCUGGUGCUGCAUCCUCUUCUUCUCCACCUUUGUGCUCUCGAGCUUGCUGAAGAAGUUUAAAACCAGCAGAUACUUCCCAACCAGGGUCAGGUCCACAGUCAGUGACUUUGCUGUUUUCCUCACCAUCGUUACCAUGGUGCUCAUGGACAUCCUGAUUGGGAUCCCUUCACCAAAGCUCCACGUCCCACAUAUGUUCAAGCCUACCAGAGAUGACCGUGGGUGGGUGAUCAACCCCAUAGGACCCAACCCUUGGUGGACAGUGCUGGCUGCACUCAUCCCAGCUCUGCUCUGCACCAUCCUGAUCUUCAUGGACCAGCAGAUCACAGCUGUCAUUGUGAACAGGAAUGAGCACAGGCUGAAGAAAGGAUGUGGGUACCACCUGGACCUUUUCAUGGUGGCCGUGAUGCUCGGGGUGUGCUCUGUGAUGGGGCUGCCCUGGUUUGUGGCUGCCACUGUCCUGUCCAUCACCCACGUGAACAGCCUCAAAGUGGAGUCUGCCUGCUCGGCUCCGGGAGAGCAGCCCAAGUUCCUGGGGAUACGAGAGCAGAGAGUCACUGGCUUGAUGAUCUUUGUGCUCAUGGGCUGCUCUGUCUUCUUCACCUCAGUGUUAAAGUUCAUCCCAAUGCCUGUGCUGUACGGUGUCUUUCUCUACAUGGGGGUGUCGUCACUCCGAGGAAUUCAGUUCUUCGAUCGCCUGAAGCUGUUCUGGAUGCCAGCCAAGCACCAGCCAGAUUUCAUCUACCUGCGGCAUGUCCCCCUACGCAAGGUGCACUGCUUCACCCUGAUCCAGCUCCUCUGCCUCGCCCUGCUCUGGGCCAUCAAGGCAUCCCGGGCUGCCAUCAUCUUCCCCAUGAUGGUUUUGGCUCUUGUUUUUGUCCGGAAAGUGAUGGAUUUCUGCUUCUCCAAGCGAGAGCUCAGCUUUCUGGAUGACCUUAUGCCAGAGAGCAAGAAGAAGAAGUUGGAUGAUGCCAAAAAUGAAGCCAAAGAAGAAGAGGAGUCCCAGAAGAUGAUGGAAGCUGCUGCAGCAAAUUCAGUUCAGCUGAAGCUGGGGAAGACUGCUGGAUUGGAUCUCCCCAAGCAAAGCAGUGACAGGCCUGAUCCUUCAGAGAUUAAUAUCUCAGAUGAGAUGUUGAAGACGACCGUGUGGAAGGCUCUCCCCAUGAACACAGGAACAGCCUGA